Molecule: messenger RNA, 1431 nt
Organism: Trichomonas vaginalis G3
Lineage: Eukaryota; Parabasalia; Trichomonadida; Trichomonadidae
Product: N2, N2-dimethylguanosine tRNA methyltransferase family
Exons: 1
Coding region: 1-1431 (476 amino acids)
Biological process (GO): tRNA N2-guanine methylation
Cellular component (GO): nucleus
Molecular function (GO): RNA binding
Source: RefSeq, a predicted model, not a curated record
AUGGGUCAAGACGAGAGUAUUCCCAGGGAUGGAGAGAAGCUCGCCUUCUCCGAAGGAUCCGCCAAUAUAUAUUAUCCAUCAGAUUAUGCCGAAGGUGAUGUUUUUUACAAUCCAGUUCAACAAUUUAAUCGAGAUUUAACAUGUGCAGUCAUUCAAGCAUAUAGAAAUAGUGUCAGAGAUGACAUUUCAAUAUUUGAAGCUUUUGCCGCAUCAGGACUUCGCUCAAUUCGUUAUGCAAAAGAAAUAACAGGAAUUAAAGAAAUUAUUUCAAACGAUUUAGAUCCAGGAGCUGUAGAAAUCAUAAAAAGAAAUAUAGCAAUUAACAAAGUAUCCAACAUUGUUACAGCUUCUCAAGGAGAUGCAAGAGAUAAAAUGUUGGAAGAAGAGAACAAAUAUCAAGUCCUUGACUUAGAUCCAUACUCCACGGCCGCACCAUUCCUUGAAGCCGCAGUAAAAGCUGCAACAAAUGGAGCUUUACUCUGUAUUACAAGUACAGAUGGACGUACUUUAUGUGGCGUUCAACCAGAUGUCGCGUAUUCAUGGUAUGGAUGUGUUCCACUCAAUGUUGAGUUUGAACACGAGUUUGGAAUAAGAUGUCUCUUAACUACACUUAUGAAUGUCGCCUCACGCCUUAAACGCUCCAUUGAGCCACUUAUCUGUCUUGCCGCCAAUUUUUACAUCAGAAUAUUCGUCCGUAUACACGACAAACCAAUAGAAGCCAAGAAAUGCGCAAGUUAUACUUCAAUUAUGACUUAUAGCACUGACAGUAAGUCAUUCUGGAUACAGCCUCUUGGAACAUGCACCAUGAAAUCUACAAAUGCCAUUGUUAGACCUCCAAAUGUCGAAUUCGAAUUUACAAGAGAUCCAUACACAAAUGGCCCAUUAAAAUUAGGUGGACCAUUCUACAAUGGACCAUUACACAAUAAAGAAUUCAUCGACAAAGUGCUACAAUUAUUGCCAACGAUGAAAUAUCUUGGUACAAUUCCACGAAUUGAAGGAGUUUUGAAUUGUUGCCGUAAUGAAAUCGAUGCACCAUUCUAUUACGAUAUCGGAGCGCUUACUACAAUUAUUAAAGCUAGUUGUCCUCCGAGAGCAUUAUUUUAUACUCAAAUUGAGAAACAAGGAUAUCAUUGCUCGUUGACACAUUGUGAUCCUGGCAAGAUAAAGACUGAUGCUCCACCAGAAUUGCUCUGGGAUAUCUGCAGGAAAUGGUAUUUCAAUGAAGGAAAGAAACUUCCUGAAGCAGAUUGCACGGCAAGAAAAAUUUUAGAGGCCAAACCGAAAUUUGAAGUGACUAUGGAUAUCGAUCAGGACAUUGAAUACAGAUUAAAGAGAGAAAAGAAGAUUUGCAGAUAUUAUCAGAAUCCAACAAGCAACUUUGGGCCAAAAGCUGCUGCAAAGAAGAAACAUAAUAAUAACGAUAAAAAAUAG